Messenger RNA from Selaginella moellendorffii, 1885 nucleotides. Its product is annotated as PHD finger protein MALE MEIOCYTE DEATH 1-like. The coding region runs from base 1 to 1830 and encodes 609 amino acids. The transcript has 5 exons. Lineage: Eukaryota; Viridiplantae; Streptophyta; Lycopodiopsida; Selaginellales; Selaginellaceae. The record is from RefSeq and is a predicted model, not a curated record.
AUGGUGCUGUACCGGCCGCCCAAGCGUGCUCGCGUGGUGGAGCGCUUCAGCCUGGAGAGAUUUGGGAGCGGCGGCUACCCGGCGGAUUUCUCAGGGCCAUUCCGGAGCAACGUCCGCGCCUUCUUGAAUGAGUUUGGGCAGAUGAUGGCGGCGCCGAUGCCCGGCGUCCAGCGCUGGUGCGUCCCCUUGGUGUCGCAGCGCGGCGCCGAGCAAUCGCUGCUGGUGCUCGAGGAAUUGCCGUUCGAGUCGGGCGCUCUCGGCUGCUCCCACUGCCGCAUUAUCGGCUGGAGCCAUCACCCGGUUUGCGGUGCGCGGUACCAUUUCAUUCUCCACGCUCCUGGAAAGCUGGAAGCUUUGGGAAACACGUCCCAUCUCCUCCACGGGAUCAUACACUCGAAUGGCUACGGGCAUCUCUUGAGAGUCAAUGGCUUCGAGGGAGGAUCCUCGUCUCUCUCCGGCCGUGAGAUCAUGAACUUGUGGGAUCGCUUGUGCACCAUGAUGCGAGCAAGGAAAGUUAGUGUUCUUGAUGCUUCCAAGAAGUUUGGAACCAGCUUUCGAUUGCUUCAUGCUGUUGCAAAGGGUCAGCCCUGGUAUGGUUUGUGGGGCUAUCAGUUUGGGAGGGGAAGCUUUGGCAUAACAGAUGCUGCGUACAAGAAAGCCGUCAACCAGAUUGCGAGCACUCCGCUCAGCUUUUUCCUGGAUUUGGGAGACGAAAGGCUGCGCCGCAUCGCUACUUAUUAUCGGAACGGUCGGACUGGGAACUUGCAAGAGCUCGUGAGCCAUUUCAUGGAGCUUCUUCACGCACUCAGCAGCAAGGCGACGGGCUCCAAAGCUACUGUGCCCGCUGGAGUGAAUGCUCCUCCGGCUCCGGCUCCGGCUCCAAACCGUAACUCCCAGCGCUGGUCGGCCAAGAGACUGGACAAAACACUGGACGUUCUCCUGACUGCGCUGCGGCAAUUCGGCUUGAACGAGUGGAUGCCGAGGAUCAAGCUGCGAGAGCAAGCUCGACUGCACAUUGGCGAUACGGGCUUGCUUGAUCACAGCCUGUGCAGCUUCGUCGGAAAGAUUGUGGGUGAUCUGGUCGUGCAAAGACGGCGUGACGAGCAGUUUCGGCAGCUCGAGUACAGGUUGGCCAGGAUUGAGUCGCCAGAGAUCCAAGACAAAAAGGAAGAGGCAGACGCGCCAGAGUUUUCCAAAGUUCUGGAUGAUCUAAGGUACUUAUACAGCAAAGUUCUUGCGGGUGGUCUUCUUCCCGAGGACGAUCCUCUGGCACAAGCGAGCAGGACAGUCCUGGACACGAAGCACUUCAUAAAGGACUACAAUGGAAACUCCGAGACAGAUCCAUGCGACGAGCCAGGAGCGGAGGUAUUCAGAGUCCAGUGCCGGAUGGAAUCGGUGGAGCAAGGUGGCGAUCAGGGAGGAGCUCCCAGCGAGCUGGUGGUGCUGCCGGCGAGCGCUACGGUGGGAGAUCUCAAGCGAGAGGCGGCCAAGGCGUUCAGGGACGUGUACCCGAGCUUGGGCCAGCUGCGCGUGACGAGCAUCCCGGUCCUGGAGGGCGAGGCGGACGAGAGGCCGCUCAAGCUGGUGAAGAUCCAAAGGACGGCGGAGGUGGCGAUCAGGGCGACCGGGAUCGACAACAGGUUCUCGGCGGGGAGGUUUGAGAAGGGAGUGGACGACUGGGUGGUGAAUUGCCGGUGUGGAGCUCGAGACGACGAUGGCGAGCGCAUGGCGGCGUGCGAUUCCUGCGGCGUGUGGAGCCACACGAGGUGUGCGCACAUCAGGGAUGGCGAUGAUGUUCCAGAGCAGUUUUUCUGUGGCGGCUGUACAUAACUUUUCUUUCUUCCUUCGUUAUCCCCUUAUAUCUCAUUUGAGAAGAUUUAGGGUU